Messenger RNA from Lipotes vexillifer (Yangtze River dolphin), 375 nucleotides. It is a transcript of the gene RPL36AL, whose product is annotated as ribosomal protein L36a like. Gene Ontology annotation, cellular component: ribosome. Gene Ontology annotation, biological process: translation. Gene Ontology annotation, molecular function: structural constituent of ribosome. Lineage: Eukaryota; Metazoa; Chordata; Mammalia; Artiodactyla; Lipotidae. The record is from RefSeq and is a predicted model, not a curated record. Bases 1 to 375 code for a protein of 124 amino acids. The transcript is spliced from 2 exons.
AUGCAGUCCUCGGAGAAGGGACGGGGCGGGCCGUGGAGGUGGCUCUACACCGCGCCGCGAGUCGGGCAUGCCCGGGAGCUAGAACAUGGAGGGAGAGGUUUUCAUCACACCUCUACUGCAAAGAUGGUCAAUGUACCUAAAACCCGAAGGACUUUCUGUAAGAAAAAGAGGCGCUAUGAUCGGAAGCAGAGUGGCUAUGGUGGGCAAACAAAGCCAAUUUUCCGGAAGAAGGCUAAAACCACAAAGAAGAUCGUACUAAGGCUUGAAUGUGUUGAGCCCAACUGCAGGUCCAAGAGGAUGCUGGCCAUUAAGAGAUGCAAGCAUUUUGAACUCGGAGGAGAUAAGAAGAGAAAGGGCCAAGUGAUCCAGUUCUAA